This is a messenger RNA of Torulaspora globosa, 363 nucleotides long. RefSeq names its product transcription initiation factor IIA subunit gamma (gene TOA2). The record is from RefSeq and is a predicted model, not a curated record. NCBI's taxonomy places the organism in Eukaryota, Fungi, Ascomycota, Saccharomycetes, Saccharomycetales, Saccharomycetaceae. The transcript has a single exon. Bases 1 to 363 code for a protein of 120 amino acids. Gene Ontology annotation, cellular component: transcription factor TFIIA complex. Gene Ontology annotation, molecular function: TBP-class protein binding; RNA polymerase II general transcription initiation factor activity. Gene Ontology annotation, biological process: transcription initiation at RNA polymerase II promoter; RNA polymerase II preinitiation complex assembly.
AUGGCCGUUCCAGGGUACUAUGAACUGUAUCGUCGUAGCACGGUAGGCAAUAGUUUGGUGGAUGCGCUUGAUACGCUCAUCAGCGAUGGGAGAAUCGAAGCUUCGCUGGCGAUGCGUGUGCUGGAAACGUUCGAUAAAGUAGUGGCCGAGACGUUGAGGGAUAGUACUCAAUCCAAGCUGACUGUCAAGGGGAAUCUGGAUACCUACGGGUUUUGCGACGAUGUGUGGACUUUCAUAGUGAAAAAUUGUCAAGUUACGGUGGAAGGUGUUGCUGGUGGGAAUCGUGGCAACGAUGAGUCGCAGACGACAGUGUCUGUCGAUAAAUUGAGGAUAGUGGCAUGUAAUUCGAAGAAGAGCGAAUAG